AUGACUAGAGAGGAAGUGAAGCAUGUUAGAAACAUUGCUUAUGUUGUUGUAAAUGCUGAAGGGAAGUUGGAGAAUGUUGUUAGGUUGGUGGAGUCUAUUAUUGAUGCAGAGAAAGCUAAAUUCCGACAAAAAGGUGCAGUGAUAUAUUUAUUUGGAAGACAAAUGGCAAAUACAAGCCAAAAUUCUAUCCUUGCUAAUGUGAAUCAUGUAGAGAAGCCCGAAAAGUUCAAUAGUGCAGAGUUUAAAAGAUGGCAACAAAAAAUGCUCUUUUAUCUCACAACUCUAAAUUUGGCUAAAUUUUUUAAUAAGAAGGCUCCCAUCCUUAAUAAGAAUGAAACAGAUAGGACAACUGUAGCAGCCGUGGAUACAUGGAAACGUGAAGAUUUUUUAUGCAAAAACUACAUCCUCAAUGGUUUGGACGACACACUAUAUAAUGUGUAUAGUCCAAUUGAGACUUCCAAAGAAGUUUGGAAAUGCUUGGAUAAGAAAUAUAAAACUGCGGAUGCUAGCAUGAAGAAAUUUGUGGUUGGAAGGUUUCUAGAUUUCAAAAUGCCAGAUUCUAAAACUGUUAUGAACCAAGUACAACAACUCCAAUUGAUUCUUCAUGAAUUACAUGCUGAAAAGAUGACUUUAAGUGAGUCUUUUCAAGUUGCUGCUGUUAUAGAAAAGUUGCCACCUUCUUGGAAAUAUUUCAAGAACUAUUUGAAGCAAUAA
Molecule: messenger RNA, 714 nt
Organism: Ziziphus jujuba (common jujube)
Lineage: Eukaryota; Viridiplantae; Streptophyta; Magnoliopsida; Rosales; Rhamnaceae
Exons: 2
Coding region: 1-714 (237 amino acids)
Source: RefSeq, a predicted model, not a curated record